AUGCCUUCUCUUACCGAUCCUAUAGCUGUAUACAAUCGGUCAGCUGGGAAAUGGAGGUAUUACAAGCUCUCCAUUGCCGGAGCCGUUAUCCUCGGGACCCUUACACUGGCUGGACUGAUUUUCUUGCUGGGGUGGUACAUUCGACGAGCUCGUCAGGCCCGACGUCUCCGGAAUUGUGGCAGCCGCGAAUCAGAUCACUUUGGUCUUUCCACAGUCUCGCUUGCUAGGACAAGCAAAAGCAUCGAUGCCUUUCUCGUGAAAGAUGCCGACCCGGAGCGUACAUCCCUCAUGUUCAGCAGAAGCCCCUCUCCGUCUGUUACUAUCAUCCUUGACGAUUCAGAACACCUAAACUCAUUGACUGAAGUCUAUCGCACCAGUUGCAAUGCAUCGGCGAGUACACUUGGUAAUGUGAGUAUCAUCCUGAAGUACUCUGGGACCUCGAAGCAACUCAAUUCAGCGUUCGACGAGCUCUACCCCAACAGCAUUGAUUCCAUCCGCUGUGAGCCCAACAAACAGAUCCUCCCUCAUGUGGAACACAACAUCGGCCGACACCGAGGCUGGAUGUGGCUCUCGUCUCAGUCGAGAUUCAAUCUGCUCGCAUAUGAAUCAGAGCCCCACUGA
Messenger RNA from Penicillium canescens, 621 nucleotides. RefSeq lists its product as uncharacterized. The transcript has 2 exons. The record is from RefSeq and is a predicted model, not a curated record. Bases 1 to 621 code for a protein of 206 amino acids. NCBI's taxonomy places the organism in Eukaryota, Fungi, Ascomycota, Eurotiomycetes, Eurotiales, Aspergillaceae.